This is a messenger RNA of Sinocyclocheilus grahami, 1089 nucleotides long. RefSeq names its product melatonin receptor type 1A-A. Gene Ontology annotation, molecular function: melatonin receptor activity. The coding region runs from base 1 to 930 and encodes 309 amino acids. Gene Ontology annotation, biological process: G protein-coupled receptor signaling pathway. The transcript is spliced from 2 exons. The record is from RefSeq and is a predicted model, not a curated record. Gene Ontology annotation, cellular component: plasma membrane. Lineage: Eukaryota; Metazoa; Chordata; Actinopteri; Cypriniformes; Cyprinidae.
AUGCUGCCUCAGAAUCAAAGACUCCUUAACCUGUAUCUCUCUAUUUCUGUGUGUUUCUCAGGUAACAUCUUUGUGGUGAGUUUGGCGGUGGCAGAUCUGGUGGUGGCCAUCUAUCCGUAUCCGCUGGUCCUGACCUCCAUAUUUCACCGGGGCUGGAACCUGGGAUACAUGCACUGCCAGAUCAGCGGCUUCCUGAUGGGCGUCAGUGUAAUUGGCUCCAUUUUCAACAUCACCGGCAUCGCAAUUAACCGCUACUGUUAUAUCUGCCACAGCCUCAAAUAUGACAAACUCUACAGCGACAAAAACUCAGUUUGCUAUGUACUGCUAAUCUGGGCCUUGACGGUGCUUGCAAUUGUGCCCAACUUAUUCGUAGGCUCCCUGCAGUAUGAUCCACGGGUUUAUUCCUGUACGUUCGAGCAGUCGGCGAGCUCGGCCUACACGAUCGCUGUCGUCUUCUUCCAUUUUAUCCUUCCCAUCAUGAUCGUCACCUACUGCUACCUGCGAAUCUGGAUUUUGGUCAUACAGGUGCGACGACGAGUGAAGCCCGACAAUCGUCCCAAGCUCACGCCUCACGACGUGCGAAACUUUGUCACAAUGUUUGUUGUUUUCGUGCUCUUUGCAGUGUGCUGGGCACCAUUAAACUUCAUCGGGUUGGCGGUGGCGAUUUCUCCAGAGCGUGUGGUUCCUUUAAUACCCGAAUGGCUCUUUGUGGCAAGUUAUUUCAUGGCCUACUUUAACAGUUGCCUCAAUGCAAUCGUCUAUGGAGUUUUGAACCAGAACUUCCGCCGCGAGUAUAAGCGCAUUGUGGUUUCGGUAUGUACUGCGAGAAUCUUCUUUGCGGAAAGUUCAAAUGAAGCGCAAGAGAGACUAAAGAGCAAACCCUCGCCACUCAUGACCAACAACAAUCAGGUCAAGGUGGACUCUGUGUGAGUGUAUAUUGUGUAAGACGUGAAAAGAUCACAACAAAAUGAAUGUUUGCUUAAAAGUAAGCAAACUUGAUUUAGAAAAAAUAUCUGAUGACCAAAUAUGUUGUCAGGAAGCAGCGCCUAGCCCUGAAACUGUGAUUGUUGCCUCAACACAAUCAAAACA